This is a messenger RNA of Fusarium mangiferae, 1923 nucleotides long. RefSeq lists its product as uncharacterized. Lineage: Eukaryota; Fungi; Ascomycota; Sordariomycetes; Hypocreales; Nectriaceae. The record is from RefSeq and is a predicted model, not a curated record. Gene Ontology annotation, biological process: fatty acid metabolic process. The transcript has 2 exons. Bases 1 to 1923 code for a protein of 640 amino acids. Gene Ontology annotation, molecular function: medium-chain fatty acid-CoA ligase activity.
AUGCAGACCAUAAUACGUCAGAGCUUAAAAAGAACACAUCUAUCCUCAAGAACAAUCCUCAGAACAUGUCAAGUGAGAACACUUGCUACAUCCAAUCUGAGCAUUCGAUGGGGCCCCAAGGAGCCUCCUCUUUAUAAUGGCACAAUCCCAGAACAUUUUGCCUCAGUUGUUUCAGCCCACGGAGAUCGCGAGGCUGUCAUCGCUCGUUCUCCAGGACCUAAUUCCCAUGAGUCGACACUAACAUACUACGCCCUGGACUCAUUAUCAAACAGCCUCGCACAUUCUCUCUCCUCACUCGGCGUGCGAAAGGGAGACUGCGUGGCCGUAUCUCUCGGUAAUGGCCCUGAGUUCGCAGCUUUAACAUACGCCUGCUUCAAACUUGGUGCUAUCCUCGUGCCGCUGAACCCAGGCUUCAAUGAGCAACAAGUAGCCGCAGCACUGAAACAUCUAUCUGUGGAAACGCUCAUUAUCGGUGCUGUGACGGAUCUGGCUUAUAAGCCAGGAAGGGGCCGAAGUAACCAACACUUGCUCCAGAGCAUUGUGGGAGAUGUAUCCGCGUCCCAGAUCCAGAGCGAGACGGUCCCCUCUUUGCGUAACGUUGUGGUGCUAGACAACCUGGCGAGCCAUCCAGAUAUCAAAUUCGACCUCAAAUCAUGCCGGGCCUUCACUCCCUACCAAUCUCUAAUCGACGGCUCAGUUCACACAGUAAAGCCAGACUCUCCUCUGAAACCUAGCGAUGUCAUCAACAUCCAAUUCACAUCGGGCACGACCUCGCUUCCCAAAGCAGCCAUGCUUUCACAUCGCGCAAUUCUCAACAACGGUGCCUUGAUAGCGCAUCGAAUGGGUCUUCAUGCCGAUGAUCGUAUCGUGGUCCCUCCACCGCUGUUUCACUGCUUCGGUUGUGUGUUGGGAUACAUGGCUACGGCUACGACAGGCGCUGGUAUUCUUUUCCCCAGCCCUGCGUUUGACCCUGAGGCCACUCUUCGCAUGUGUGUCGACCAUGAAGCUACGGGUCUUUAUGGUGUGAACACCAUGUUCGUUGCUGUUCUUGAGGCUCUGGAUCGAGGCAAUGUCGUCUCGCAACCACCUCGUCACCUACGCAAGGGCAUUGCUGCUGGCAGUAGCGUCCCUCCCUCUCUCAUGAACACAUUAUACGAGCGUCUUGGUCUCCAGGAUCUAGUUAUCUGCUAUGGUCAGACCGAGACAGCUCCCGUGAGCUGCAUGACCAGCCCCUCGGAUCCUUUCGAAAAACGAACCUCAUCCAUAGGCCGCGUCAUGCCUCACACGGGCGUCAAGAUUGUCGAUCCCCUCGAUCACAGCAAGAUCCUCCCUAUUGGAGAACGAGGCGAACUUGCUGCAGCAGGCUAUCUCGUUAUGGAGGGCUACCAUGGGGAUAAGGCUCGAACAGCCGAGGUCCGUAAACCAGAUCCAGAAGACGGAACAAUAUGGAUGUACUCUGGUGACGAGGCUGAGAUGGAUGAACAAGGCUAUGUGCAGAUUACUGGCCGAAUCAAGGACCUCAUCAUCCGUGGCGGAGAGAAUAUUCACCCGUUAGAAGUGGAAGACUGCCUUCUGACGCAUGAAGGUGUACGGGAAGCCAGUGUCGUGGGAGUUCCUGACGAGCGAUAUGGCGAGGCAGUCGCUGCAUUCGUUAUCCCUGCGCGAGGAUGGACGCCUCUAGAUCAUAUGAAAGACACAGAGGAGGCGCCUAUUGAUAAAGCAAUCGCUGAAGAGCCAGGGACUUUGUCAAGAGAUGGGUUAAGGCAAUGGGUUGCAACAAAGCUGUCCAAGCAUCUCGUGCCCAAGUAUGUGUUCUGGAUCGAUGAGUAUCCCAAGACACCAAGUGGAAAGGUGCAGAAGUACAAGCUAAAGGACUAUGCGAAGGAAAUACUAGGAGACGAGGACAACAAGGCGGCGCAGUGA